Molecule: messenger RNA, 2866 nt
Organism: Porites lobata
Lineage: Eukaryota; Metazoa; Cnidaria; Anthozoa; Scleractinia; Poritidae
Source: the annotation of a GenBank genome assembly
GGUAACAAGGGGAAACAAAGGGUAACAAGGGUAACAAGGGGUAACAAGGGUAACAAGGGUAACAGGGCAACAAGGGGUAAGGGUAACAAGGGUAACAAGGGGUAACAAGGGUAACAAGGGCAACAAAGGGUAACAAGGGCAACAAAGGUAACAAAGGAAAAAAGGGCAACAAGAAGGCAACAAGGGUAACAAAGGCAAACAAGGGCAACAAAAGGGUAACAAGGGGUAACAAGGUUAACAAGGGUAACAAGAGGUAACAAGGGGUAACAGGUAACAAGGGGUAACAAGGGUAACAAGGGGUAACAAGGGGUAACAAGGGUAACAAAAGGUAACAAGGGGUAACAAGGGUAACAAGAGGUAACAAAGGUAAAAAGGGGUAAAAGGGGUAACCAGGGGUAAGAAAUGUAAAAAGAAGUAACAAGGGGUAACCAGGGGUAACAAGGGUAACAAGGGUAACAAAGGUAACAAGGGGUAGCAACGGUAAAUAGGGGUAACAAGAGUAAAAAGGGGUAAGAAGGGUAACAAAAAUAAAAAGGUGUAACAAGGGGUAAAAAGGCAACAAGGGUAACAAGGGUAACAAAAGGUAACAAUGGGUAACAAGGGUAACAAGGGGUAACAAGGGGUAACAGGGGGCAAUAACGGGGCAACAAAAGGGUCAAAAAGGUAACAAGGGGUAAAAGGGUAACAAGGGUAACAAGGGGUAAAAAGGGCAACAAGGGCAACAAGGCAAAUAAAGGGUAACAAGGGUAAAUAAGGGUAACAAGGGGUAACAAAGGUAAAAGGGUAACAGGGGUAACAAGGGUAACAACAACAAGGUAACAAGGGUAACAAGGGUAACAAGGGUAAAGGGGUAACAAGGGUAACAAGGGGUAACAAGGGCAACAGGGUAACAAGGCUAACAAGGGUAACAAGGGGUAACAAGGGUAACAAGGGUAAGGGAAUGGGUAACAAAGGCAACAAGGGUAACAAGGGGUAACAAGGGUAACAAGGGUAACAAGGGUAACAAGGGUAAACAAGGGUAACAAAAGGGUAACAAGGGGGUAACAAGGGUAACAAGGGGUAACAAGGUAACAAGGGUAACAAAAGGGCAACAAAACAAGGGUAACAAGGGUAACAAGGGGUAAAAGGGGUAACAAGGGGUAAACAAGGGUAACAAGGGGUAACAAGGGUAACAAGGGUAAAAAAAAGGUAACAAGGGUAACAAGGGGUAACAAGGGUAACAAGGGGUAAAAAGGUAACAACAAAAAAGGGUAGGGUAAAAAGGGGUAACAAGGGUAAAAGGGGUAACAAGGGUAACAAGGGUAACAAGGGGUAACAAGGGUAACAGGGUAACAAGGGGUAACAAGGGUAACAAGGUAACAAAGGGUAACAAAGGUAACAAGGGUAACAAAGGUAAUAAAGGACAAAAAACAAAGGGUAAAAAGGGUAACAAAGGGUAACAAAGGGUAACAAGGGUAACAAGGGGUAACAAGGGGUAACAAGGGUAACAAAGGGUAACAAGGCUAACAAGGGUAACAAAGGGUAACAAGGGGUAAAAAGGGGUAACAAUGGGUAACAAGUGGUAACAAGGGUAACACAGGGUAACAAGGGUAAAAAAGGGUAACAAGGGGUAACAAAAGUAACAAGGGUAACCAAGGGUAACAAGGGGUAACAAGAGGUAACAAGGGUAACAAAGGGUAACGAGUGUAACAAGGGGUAAGAAGGGGUAACAAGGGUAACAAAGGGUAAAAAGGGUAACAAGGGUACCAAAGGGUAACAAGGGGUAACAAGGCAAAAAGGGGUACAAAAUGUAAGAAGGGGUAACAAGGGUAACAAUGGCAACAAGGCGUAAAAAGGGGUAUGAGGGGUAACAAAGGGUAACAAGGGGUAACAAGGGUAACAAAGGUAACAAGGGGUUACAAGGGUAACAAGAGGCAACAACGGUAACAAGGGUAACAAGGGGUAGCAAGGGUACCAAGGGUAAAAAGGGUAACAAGGGUAACAAGGGGUAACAAGGGUAACAAGGGUAACAAGGUGUAACAAGGGGUAACAAGGGUAACAAGGGAUAACAAGGGGUAACAAGGGGUAACAAAGGGAAAUAACAAUAAGGGUAAACAAGGGUAACAAGGUAACAAGGGUAACAAGGGCAACAAGGGGUAACAAGGGUAACAAGGGUAACAAGGGGUAACAAGGGAAAAAAAAAGGGUAACAAGGGGGUAACAAGGGUAACAAGGGGUAACAAGGGUAACAAGGGGUAAAGGGGGUAACAAGGGUAAAAAGGGGUAACAAAGGGGUAAAAGGGUAACAAGGGUAACAAGGGUAACAACGGGGGUAAAAGGGUAACAAAGGUAACAAAAGGUAACAAGGGGUAACAAGGGUAACAAGGGUAACAAGGAGUAACAAGGGUAACAAGGGGUAACAAGGGUUACAAGGAGUAACUAGGGUAACAAGGGGUAACAAAGGGUAACAAGGGGUAACAAGGGUAACAAAGGGUAACAAGGGGUAAGAAGGGUAAGAAGGGGUAACAACGGUAGCAAGGAGUAAGAAGGGGUAACAAGGGUAACAAGGGGUAACAACGGGUAACAACGGGUAACAAGGGGUAACAAGGGUAACAAAGGGUAACAGGGGGUAACAAGGGUAACAAAGGGUAAAAAACAAGGGUAACAAGGGUAACAAGGGGUAACAAGGGUAACAAGGGGUAACAAGGGUAACAAGGGAUAACAAGGGUAACAAGGGUAACAAGGGGUAACAGGGGUAACAAGGGUAACAAGGGUAACAAGGGGUAACAAGGGUAACAAGGGGUAACAGGGGUAAAAAGGGUAACAAGGGUAACAAGGGUAACAAGGGUAACAAGGGUAACAGGGGUAACAAGGGUAACAAGGGGUAA